This is a messenger RNA of Python bivittatus (Burmese python), 3152 nucleotides long. The record is from RefSeq and is a predicted model, not a curated record. NCBI's taxonomy places the organism in Eukaryota, Metazoa, Chordata, Lepidosauria, Squamata, Pythonidae.
AGGGUUUUUUGUUUUUUUUUCCCAUUGCCUGUCGCGGUUUUUGUGCAUCGGAAGCAAUUUAUGGCCGCCCUUAACGAGGUCCUGCAGAGUUAAGUCAAAGUGGCAAUUGAGGUGGGUAGCGUGAGGAAGUAAGGGGGAGUAUCUUACACCCCGAGAAGUAGGAGAAGGCAGUAGCACCAUGGAUCGGCGUUUCCGGCUUAGCCGCUACCGCUUCGCCUCUGCCAUGAGCGGCAUUGUGAAUAAGUACAACUUACCCUUUGAAGAUGAUAUGGUUGUCUCUAUCAAAUCACUGACUUAUGAUACACCUGAUGGACCAAAGGUUUGGGGAGAAGAACCAAGUGAUGAAAUUUUAGAUAUAUCUUAUGAGAAUGGUAUACAAUGCCAAGAAAGCAUAGUACAAAAGCAGAACUCUGAUUUUGAAGAAGGCUAUACUGAUGAUCAGUCAUUUGAGGAAGGCUACUUCACAGACUUAUAUGAAGAGAGUCAAUUCAGUCCAGGUAACAAAAGGAAUGCUGAGUUGGCGUCUAUUAAAUGGCAUUUGGCAAAUAUACACCUCAAGGAGAAUAUCCCACUUGAAUGCAGUUCUGGAACACCUGUGAAGAAUAAAUGCAAAGUAGAAAUGGACAUGCUAUUGGAAGAUUGUGCCAGCUCUGUUCCAACAACAUUUACGAUUACAAGAACAAAACCAAGAAGUAUUCAUCAGUCCUCUCCUUUGCAGGAAAUGGAAAAUGAAUCUUUAAUUGAUCUAAUAGGAUAUGAUGUGGCCCAGAAGAAGCAGCUGUCAUCUGUAUCACUGAGAUCUCCAGAACCAUCCAAUUCUGCUAUUUCACAUUCAGUGCAUGGGACAAUUGUGCCUAAAAAUCAGUCCCUUUGUGUUAAUGAAACUGGCCACAGUAGUUUUUUGGAAAUGUAUGAAUCUGCAGAUGAAAACUGUUCAUGGAAUAAUGUCACAAUAGCAGACUUGUAUCCAGGAAUGGUGAAGACUCUUAGCAGACUGUUCCAUAAAGUAUCCCACACAGCCUCUUCCAACUUAUUAAUCAAGCGGUACAAAUAUGGAUAUUGGCAUUCUAAAAAACUGAAAUUUAAUACCAAUACAGAUAGAACAAGAAAGUCCAGAGUACUAAAACUGAAGCCUGGCUUCAUUACCAAAAAUGAUGAGAAGAAGCACAAAUUAUCUAUAGGAAAUCAUGGCCACAACAGCCCUUUUUACAAUUCAAAGCAUCAGAUACAAUGCUCAGAAAAAAGUAUUUCCAGAAUAGAAUCUAGUGUAUCUCAAAAAUCAGACAGAAUGGAAAUAGACUGUUCUGGUAUUGUAGAAGAUUAUUUGUACAGUGAAAGAAUUGGAAAGAGUGUUACAGAGGCAACUGUUUUUCCUAGAACUCUUUAUACAGAAAAAACAUUUUUGGUCAAAAGUACAGCUUGUUUCCCUUCAUCUUUAGACAGUCUAAAAAAGAAUCAAAAUUUGGAAGAGUGUUCCCGUACAAUUUGCACUGUAGAUUCAGACACAACUUUUAAUCCAAUAGCAGAAGGUAACACUGGGGGACUGAGCACCCUGGCCUUUAAAACUACUUCAUGUUUAAGUUUGUCCUUGAAUAACAAUACCAACUCUGUUUUGCAAAGUAUCAAGUCUCCAGUGAAAACUUCUGAUGGACUACAGAGAAAUCAUGAAAUUAAAACUUUCGCUGCAACUGUUUCAUUACCACGAAGUCAUUCUUUUUCAUCGUUUCAUGUUAACCAAAGUCCCAUCUCUGUUAAUCAGAAAUACGAAGAUGCGUUUGAAAAAAUAUAUAAGGAAUUGUGCUCUCCAAAACAGCAGAAACCAUUUAAGUUUUCAGAUAUAUACACAAGCCCUAGAAACUCCGCAGAAGUACACAUUUCUGGUUUAAAUAAUUUGUCCUCAAACUUCCAUAAAAAAACCAAUAAUAGGAUUGAAGAUAUAUACCAGAAAUUAUGUUCUGAAGGGUUUCCCAAAAUUCCAACAUUUCUAAGAGCAGCAAACUUAAAAAAAUAUGAAGGAAUGCAAAUAUCUGAAACUGUAAAUGCCCUUGUUAAUUCUCCAGUAAGAACUCUACCUGCUGUUCCCAGAAUUAAAAGAGUGGCACAUUUCUGCAAUGAAGAUUCUCAGUCUUCACCUUUAAAAAGGUUAAAAAACAAAUCUGGUAAUUCUUAUACAGUAUGUCAGAAACGACCUUGCUGGAAAAGCAUUAGAAGCGAUGCAACUUUCACGUUGCAUUCACCUGUUAAAAACAGUUGGGCAUCAAAUAUGAAUUAUGGAUUUUCUGUUUCUUCAGACCAUAGUUUUCUGGCCACUUCAAUUGCUGAUAUGGAAGAAUCCAGGAUUGCAGAUAUGAAUGAAAAUAUUCCCAAGUAUUUGCAGAGUUGUGAGUUUCCAAGAAAAUCACAAAAUUAUAUACCAAAAGUUUCCAGAAAGCUGAGCUAUAAUGAUGGGAGAGUCAGAAGCAAAGAACUCCUACAGAAAGAUUAUGAGGAACCAUUUCUGGAAGGAUAUGGAGAGGAAAAUAAUGUUUUUUAAGAAAACAUAUAUUUUUAUUCAAGGGUUUCUGAGCAGAACAUAGAUUCAGUGGAAUAUUCCUGAACUAAAGCAGGGAAAAACAUUACCAGUUCUUUGACCUUCCAACUCAUCAGCUCUAGCACAGAGUGGUGGACAUAAAAGCUGCAGAAAGCUGCAGAGAACAGGGAGAGAGAACAAACUCUACUGAUAUGGCUCAAUAUCCAGCUCCAUGCAGUUAUUCUCUGCCAUUUGAGGACUGCACGUCCUUCAAAGAAUUGAAUGGAGACUAUAUUUCUAAAAUUCAACAGUUCAGCUAAUCAGUCUUUUUCCUUCUUGAUGGUUUAUUUAGCUUAAGUGAUUAUUAUAGGAAACAUCUUUUGUGGCCCUUAAUUUGUUUGAUCUGCAUCUCUAAAAAGAAGUUAUUUAUAUAGUUUUUGUGGGGGUUGGGGGGCAAUUAAUAUAUAAAUGCAUAUUUUAAUACACUGUUUUUACUGCAUUUAACUUACUGUUCAAUAAGCUCAUGCUUUAGGAAACAGAUCUUUAUUUCACUGCUAAAUAGUAGAUUUGAAAAUACCCUUUUUCUGUAUUUUGAUUUUAUUUUAAAUGUAUUUAGUAUUUGGCUCAUAUAUCUUUGUCUAAU